UGUCCACUUUCAGAUUCCCAUGAAGCUAGUGGGUCCUCAACGCCUCGACAUCAGCAAGCCUCACCUGCCUCAGGUUCUUUUCAUCCAGGAUUGCCUACUCCGUCCCUGAUCUCUCCCUUGCCAGGCCGAGCUACUACACCCUCUUCAAAAUAUCAACAACAGACUUCUCCCAUCCAUAGUACAUUUACUGCUUCCAGUGUAAUUAGCCCUGGUCCUCUGCGAAACUAUUCCGACUACCUUUCUCCUAGCACUAUCAGUAUCCACGAUACGGGAUCUGGUGACUUCGAGCCUCUGAGCCAAACUGGGGGUCUUGCAAAUGGUGAGACAGGUAAUUCAACUACCAAUCUGCCAUGGCCCAAUUCCACUGUGACUUCAACUUCACCUGCUAGUUCAUCGCUCCUUUGCUCUAUUGCUCAAUCUAACUCUGUGGCCGCUAUGACUCCGGGCUUUGAGACAAAUAUGACAGUGACCCCAGUGGCAGCAACAGGCGUCGGCUCGCCUUCAGCUAUUUUCUGCGCUCCUACUUCUAGCCACAUUUUCUUGUUGCCUGCACAAGUUUCCGGACCUCCAGCGUCAACUGAUCAUGUCACUGGAGAGCUCGAGGACUCCGGGCUCUCUCAUAUCACUAUCACUUCAACCCCAUCUGCUUCGACAAUGGUAACCACGACCACCACUUCGGGACUGGUUGCAUCUUCCUCCGUAGCAUCGUCUUCAGUCGGCCCUCUAACCCCCAAAGUUAUCUUGCCGCGAGAUGAACAUAUACCGAGACUAGUGAGUCUGCCAGGUCCAACAUCACUAGCAGCACUGCUUCCCUCACCCCUUACUUCAUCUGGCCCAGCCAUUGAUUCUGCUGUGUCUAUUAUGAUUCGGCCACUUUUGUCUGCUGCUUGUGGGGCCAAUGGACUGCCGACAUCGUCAGAUAAAUGCCUCUUGGCCGACUUAGACUCAUGUUCUGUGUAUCUAGAUGAUAAGCAGUUGACGCGACAGCCUCAGCAAUCACAUCAUCUUUCAGUCCAGCACCAGAAAAAACAACAGCAACAACAGAUGCUACCUUUAAAGUCACCUCCAUCCGAUAGUACGACUUCAGGUAUUCCCCUCUUCGUGCAACUGGCACCUGCUGCUAAUUCUCAGAAUCCAGCGCUCGUGUUCCCUGGAAUUAGCCUCCAGCCAGGGCCUCAAGAUAUCCAAGGUCAUUCUGCUGUUAAGCUAACCACUUUAUCCACCUGCCACCGUCCCGCAUCCACUGGUCUAGACCAACUGCUCUCAAUGCCAACGGCCCUACAUUCAGGUCUACCCGCUUUUUCUAUAUCCUCAUCUUCAUCAUCGUCUUCAUCAUCCCUAUCUUCCUCUUCAUCCUCGAAUGAGCUUUUGUUGCUUGCACCCAAGUCCUCGAAUACAGUUUCUACAGAUGUGGUGGCUUGUCAACCUUCAUCUGUGUUAGAGGCGAAUGGACCUACCACUGUUUAUAGCAACGGCGUGAGUAUCAACAAUCUUCCGAUUUCAGCUUCUCCUGCUCCUGAUGAUCUUAGCUGUUUAGCUCCUCCACUCCGUCCAUUGAGUCAGUCGCAAUUAGUCCUUGCCUCAAGGAACAUGAGUACAACUUCAGCUAUCGCCUCUACUGCUGUGGCCACCAUAGCCACUCUCAGUACUUCCAUGCUUCCAGGUUCCUUGACCUCUCCCUCUCGGACUACCUUGUCUACAUUCGCCUCCUCCCCAGCUCUCACUUCUAUCUCUCCCUCUUCUUCGUCUCUUCCUUUAUCUGGAGUUAUCGGUAUUACACCGCACCCACCGCCUUCAGGCUCUAUUGCUGGACUAGUUUCAUCCAACGUGGCAUCGACCAGCACAUCUAUUGGCAGCAGCAGAACUAGCAACACCAACUCAACUUCUUCCAUCACUUCAGGUACCAGUACAACUGUUGGGCUCUCCUCCCCUUCUUUAUCUACAGGACUCAACUCUACAUUGGUGAGUGUAAUGACGGGCGCUGCUACGACUGCUGCUACCGCUUCUUUGCCUGCCACCACGGCAUCCUCUUGUCUUGGCCUCACGUGUGCAGUCACUACCUCCAAGUUGCCACUCUCACCAGCCUCUGUGGUCACGAACGGAGCAGGAGCUGGCAUUGGAGGAAGUUCUGGAAGUGGAAUCACAGCUACUGCUGCUCCAACAACACGACGCGCCUUCUUUGUGGAUGGCAACAGUCUAUCCGAGACAGUAGCCUUGUUGCAAAGCAUGAAUCCAAAGGCGACUGUCACGCAGCAGCAAUUUCUGCUGAUUCCUACAUCAAACAAGUCACACGUUGUUCUCUGUCCCCAACCCCCUACUGCUGCACUAACUAGUAUCAGCCCUCAGAAACUCGCUGCUGCUGCUGCAGCCUCUGCGAUGGGAGCAAACUCUAGCACUAUUCUGUCGGCGCCUGCGACCAGUGAAUCUGAUAAGCUGACAAGCGGGCUUGUUGCCCAGUCGCGCCGAACUGCAGCCUCCAUCCCCGCCUCUGGGGAAGGACACAAAUUAUUACAGCUUGUCAUGACCAAGUCGGAAAGUGCACUUGAAACACUUGUCGGUCUGGCUGGCUGUGAAACAUCCGUCGUCAAUGCUAGCACGGUAAUCGGCAGCCAAAACUUGCUGUCCACUAGUAUCAACACCAAUACUCUAGCUAAUACAAAUAACACCGCUAUAGGGAAUAUCAGCAAAGGAGUGUCUAGAUUGACUGCUCCUGACCACAAUAACUUAUCAAUCGGCGGCUCUGGAGACACAAGGACAGCUGUCUCACUUUCUCUUGUUAAUGGAACCUCUGUUAAUUCGCUAGCUGUUUCUGCAUCUUCUAUAUUGUCUUCCUCUACUUCCUGUCCUGUAUCUUCCGCCUUGUCGGCAUCUUCGUUAGUGCAUCAGAGUCUUGCUAACUCCACGGCUUCCACUAUCAAUACCAACUCCUUCAUGUCGAAUUCCGCCUCUCAAUCGGCUCGAUGCGCUCCUAAGCCAACAUUUGUUUCAGAAUCUAUGCCAGGACUCGCCACUUUACUCCCUAUAGGGCCUGUGACCGUUCGGCAGCAAAAACAAGCUCUUCUCCCCGGAUUCUCUGCGGGUACUUCUAUUCAUAGUUCAUCAACUCUUACACCAACCCCAAUCACGAUUACGAGUUCAGGCACCUCGACUCCCAGUUUUGUGACCAGUCACUCGACUGGCUGCUUAAGUAACUUCGUUUCCUUAGCACCAAAAACCCUUGCACCUUCCUUGCAUCCGAAUGGGCUUCAUGCAGUGUUGGCCUCCAAUACUGGUCCGCCUCUUCAGCAUCAUCAACAACAACAGCCUCACCAUAAUAUACUUCGAACCAGCCAACAUCAGCAAGCACAACAACCCCAGCACCACAAUCACCUUGUGUCAACUCUUGUGCCCGUCUCUGAGAUGCCUACGCCAGUAGGCUGUGUCUCUGGGCCAAGCUUCGUGACUAGUUCUGGCCUGCCCGCUUCAUUUAUCUUCGGCGGUUUGCCUAACGGUUUGGUCUCUGGCAGUGUAAUGGAAGCCACUGCCCUACCGACCGGUCUUACUGCUACCUCUGCUGUUACAAGCACUAUUAGUUGUAGCAAUAGUGGCAAUAAUAAUAGCAGCUGCAGCAAUGGCUCAAACACAUCUUCAAUCGGCCAUGCUCCUCUGGGCAGUGUUUUUUUGACGCCAGCUCUUUCAAAUCCACCACUGAGUGCAGUCGUGGCUUCUGCGAACGGUAACGCUGCGUCUGGAGGGGGUCUUCUGGCCAGCUCUCUCGUCUCGGCUUCGCUGCACACCGCUGGCACAACCCAAUUCUCUACGCUUUCUGCCAACCAUCAUCCCCACCAUGGUCAACAACAGUCCGUCCAACAUGUCCAGCCACAGCAGCAGAUGCAUCAAACAUUUUCUCAUCGGCCUUUCAUAAUGCAUCAAGCCUCUGCACAGACAAUGUUUACUUCUGCUAGCACCUCAGCCACCCCUACCCUAUCUGGCCCUUCUGUAUGCACCGGAGCAGGCGCUGUCUCACGUUCGCUUUCUUCGUCUGGCCUCCUCUCGGUGGCCUGUUCGACUCCAUCUUUGAUCGCCCCGCGGCCACCCACCGUGACCACUAAUGGAAUUGUCUCAAGCGCAGGAAAUGGGGGCCUUGUAUUUUCCUCCCCUACCUUAUUGACCGCCAGCUCGAGUCACUUACAGGCAAUCGGUACACUUUCCCCUCCCUCCCUUGCUGGCACCGCUACUAUGGCCACUCCCAUCACCACCAGUGGAACUACGAUCGUCUCCAGCCUUCUCCCUCCUCUUCCUCAGCCUACAGUAGCUAUUUCAGAGACCGUCUCCUUAACCGGUCUCUUAGAAGCUUCGCCAGCCCAGUUGGCGGGUCGACAACGCCCAUUUGGUGGUUCGGGUUGUGUUCCUCGCCGUCUAGUUUCUAACGCCUCCCGAGUUGUCACUGCUACCACAGCUAAUCAACCCGCAGCGCCACAGCCGGGAUCAGCUGCAGUGACGCUUGUCACCGCCGGUCUCCCAUCGGCCUGCCUCUCGAAACCAGUUAGCCUGCAAUACGCACAGCAGCAGCAUCAGCAACAACAACCGCAUCUUAACAACUCGAGUCAACAGUUUGUGACUGGCAGUUUGGCCUUUGCUACUCAUCCGAUCUUUCAUCCCCACCACCAUCAGCAGCAACAACAGCACAUAUCACACCCAUUGCAACAUCAGCCUAGUCAACAAAUUUCAGGCCAGCCACAUCAACAUUUAGCGCAACAAUACCAGCAUCAGCACCAGACUCACCCACAAGCUACUGCUUCUCUGAUCGCAACGAACACCGAAUCAACGGGUCCUGGCUUUCCUACUCAUGUUUCGUUGCCUCAUGGCACGACCACACACUACUUGACCGCGACUGCACCGGGAACAGCACAAUUUUUAGCCGCAUCCUCUAUUUCACAACUUCCAUCUGGGACAUCAACUCUAACUACAACAGCAACAACACAAUCGCAACAACCGCCUCUAAUCUCACCUGUCUCUUCCUCCCCCUCCGAUUCUGCUCUCUCGGCCUUCAUGCAGACAGGUUGUCCUCUCACUGUUUCUGGGCCAACGACAUUCUUAUUGGCAAGUGGCCCGUCUCCCGCCGGCCUUUUUACCACCGCCUCCCUUGCGACGGAUACUCAGCAUACUCUUUCUUCAGGAGCCCAUCUUAGACUAUCCCAGCAUCAGCAGCAAUCUCAAGCCCAGCAUCAACAACAAUCUCAAGCCCAGCAUCAACUUGUAAGUUGGUUUCUCGUAUGCGUUUUUCGUUCUUAG
Molecule: messenger RNA, 5274 nt
Organism: Protopolystoma xenopodis
Lineage: Eukaryota; Metazoa; Platyhelminthes; Monogenea; Polystomatidea; Polystomatidae
Source: the annotation of a GenBank genome assembly